AUGGCGGAGAAAGGCCAGACCUUCGCCGAACUGUCGCAGGAGGUCAAGGAAAAGGCGCCGCUUGUCGUUCCGCUGAAGAAGUCGCUCAAGCGACUCAAGUGCAUAGUUGCCGCAUAUGACAGGUGGGCAGAAAGUCCGAACUGGUGGCUACAGCGGCUACCUCAACAUGAUUGCGCUUCUGUCGGGACACCUCGAGACUUUCGUGGCUGCAGGUGCAAGAGAUGGAUCGCACUGUCUCAGAGGCCAUUCGCACAGCCCGCACCAACUCUAUGUGUCUUCGUUACGGAAUGUGAUACGCGCAGGUUCCUAUCAGGGGCUCAAUGUAAAGGGUACCUGGUUCCUUCAGCAAAGUCGCUGCUUGGUUUUUACUUAGUUGCUGCGUCUUGUGAGGUCGAGUCAAAGCUGCGGAGCUUGCAGCAAACGGACGCCCAGGAAGAGGCAGAGGCAUCGUAA
Molecule: messenger RNA, 453 nt
Organism: Symbiodinium natans
Lineage: Eukaryota; Dinophyceae; Suessiales; Symbiodiniaceae
Source: the annotation of a GenBank genome assembly